This is a messenger RNA of Spea bombifrons (plains spadefoot toad), 494 nucleotides long. RefSeq names its product Purkinje cell protein 2 (gene PCP2). The transcript has 4 exons. Gene Ontology annotation, molecular function: guanyl-nucleotide exchange factor activity; protein binding. Bases 36 to 410 code for a protein of 124 amino acids. NCBI's taxonomy places the organism in Eukaryota, Metazoa, Chordata, Amphibia, Anura, Pelobatidae. The record is from RefSeq and is a predicted model, not a curated record.
CUACUCGUCUACAGCAGAUACAGGGGGACAACGUCAUGAAUCCCAUAGAAGUGACAGCGGAGGAGCAGCCAAGUGCCGACUCCCAAAACCUGUUUGACACAGGCACCGCGGAAAGCACCCAGGAGCAAGAAGGCUUUUUCAACCUACUGAGCCACGUCCAAGGUGCGAGAAUAGACGAACAGAGGUGCAAUAUCCAGAUUGUGCACAGCAAAGGAGACCAGGAAGAAAAGGACAGCUGUCCAGUCACCCCACCUCCCGAAAUGAACCUUCUGAUGGACAUGCUAGCGCAGUCUCAGAGCCGGAGACUGGAUGACCAGAGAGCAGAGUUCACGCAAACCCCAGUCUUCCCAGAUACUAUGCCUGCGCGCAGGGUGUCUCACGAUAAUGGCAGGCUGAAGAACAAGCCAUAACUCCAUCUUUCUUCUGAUUUCAUCCCAAUGUGUCUUCUGGAAGAUAAUAUGAAUAUCCAAGAACCUCCAGGAAGAGUCUAAAAA